CACAUGAUGCUGAUUGCCGGUCGAAUUGUUGUAUUGACGGUACUUGCGGAUGUGGUUGCAGAGAAAGAUGUGAUGACGAAACUAUUAUUUGCGUGCCGCCGGAUCUUACUUGUACUGAGGAUGGUUUUGUUGUCAUUAUGGCGCAACCUGCUGUUAAGUUUGGUCACUCUGAAUUUUUGA
This is a messenger RNA of Racocetra persica, 180 nucleotides long. The record is from the annotation of a GenBank genome assembly. NCBI's taxonomy places the organism in Eukaryota, Fungi, Glomeromycota, Glomeromycetes, Diversisporales, Gigasporaceae.